AUGAAGACAGUCACGGUUGAACGCAACGCCGGAGCAAAGUCAUGUGAAAAAGGUAGACCUUCUGUAGACGGAACCAAAUACGAUACCACUGAUACUCCUGAUGCAACAAACCGCCUAAUCCCAAGUUGUCCACCUCGUAAUACGUGCCUCGUUACGAAUUCGUUGACGCAAUCCAACACCAUCAAUGCUUCUGACACAUCGACGUUCAAAAACGCCUCACACCUGUCGGUAGAGGCCAUGCCUCGCAAGCAUGAGAUAUAA
Molecule: messenger RNA, 261 nt
Organism: Opisthorchis viverrini
Lineage: Eukaryota; Metazoa; Platyhelminthes; Trematoda; Opisthorchiida; Opisthorchiidae
Exons: 3
Coding region: 1-261 (86 amino acids)
Source: RefSeq, a predicted model, not a curated record